CCAUCUGAGGAUCAGAAUUUGCCCUCUGGGGCUCCAGACUUACAAACCAGGGACGUAGUUGAUGGAAAUAUUGGACUUGGAGUGAAGGAACAAAGAUGUUCUUCUUGUUCGAUGUGAGCAGCUGAGACCUGGACUCUCGGGUCGCCUACUUUUACCUCAGGUGGAAACUCAGCUCUCUGCCUGCUAUUAAAGAUCAGCAAGGUUACUUCCAGAGGGGGGCUGCGCUGAAUAACCACAGCCAUGCUGUGUGGUCUGAGGAGAGACACCAAGAACAGCAUUGAUGAAGGACCAUACUCAAAGGGGAGCAAAGAGUCCGGGGCAACUGACCAAUCCCAUUCGUCCCGGAGGCGCAGCCUUUCAGCAGAAGAGUAUCGAGGAGUGACCACAGUGGACCUGAUGAAAAGGGAAGGCAGCAGCCUUGGCCUCACAAUCUCCGGAGGGUCUGAUAAGGAUGGCAAGCCCAGAGUGUCAAACCUACGGCCAGGUGGGCUAGCUGCCAGGAGUGACCAGCUGAAUGUAGGAGACUACAUCAAGUCAGUGAACGGCAUCAACCUGUCAAAGCUUCGCCAUGAUGAGAUUAUCAGCCUGCUGAAGAACAUCGGGGAGCGAGUUGUGCUGGAAGUGGAGUACGAGCUGCCUCCAUUUGUCCAGACCCCCUCAGGAGUCCUAACCAAAACCAUAGAGGUGUGUUUACACAAGGAGGGAAACAGUUUUGGGUUUGUCAUGAGAGGAGGCUUCCACGAAGACUGGCGCCGGUCUCGUCCUCUGGUGGUUACCUACGUCAGGCCUGGCGGUCCUGCUGACAGAGAGGGAACGUUGAAGGCCGGAGACAGAGUAUUGAGCAUAGACGGGAUGCCUUUGAACAGAGAGAGGCACGCCGACGCUUUGACCAUGCUGAUGCAGAGCGGCCAGGAAGCUCUGUUCCUGAUUGAGUAUGACGUCUCUGUCAUGGAGGCAGUGCAACAAGCCUCGGGCCCUCUGCUGGUGGAGAUCGUGAAAGGUCUCUCAGCCAGCUUGGGGAUCAGCCUCACCACAACAAUAUACAGGAGCAAACAAGUUAUUAUUAUCGACAAGAUAAAGGCCGCCAGUGUGGUGGAAAGGUGUGGAGCGCUGCAUGUAGGCGACAUCCUCCUGUCCAUAGACGGGACCAGCACUGAACACUGCUCGCUGAUGGAGGCCACCCAGCUACUCGCCAGCACCUCUGAAAUUGUCAAACUAGAGAUUCUUCCAGCCAGUCAGAGCAGACUUCCAAUCAGGCCACAGGACACAGUAAAAGUGCAGAAAAGCAACCAUCAUCACUGGGACCAAAGCAGCAACUACUGCCAUCCCCCACAUGCCAGCCACAGCAAGACAUGGAGCAGCCCAAGCCACCCACACAACCAGCAGGACCACUGCAAAUCUCUGGUGAGUGGUGGCUUCUCCCCUUCCUCCACAGCCACCUCAGGCUUCAGCAGCCAGGGCAGCAACACUCUGCCCUGCCCCAUCGCUCCCAUCACUCCCACCAGCCCUCGCAGCUCCACCGGCAAGAGGAGGAACAGGAAGAAGGACCACAAGAGCUCACUGUCUUUAGCGUCCAGUUCUGUCGGCCCAGGGGGGCAGGUUUUUCAUGUGGAAACAAGCGAGAUCGUCCUGAGGGGGGAUCCGCUCACAGGAUUUGGGAUCCAGCUGCAGGGGGGUGUCUUUGCCACAGAGACCCUCUCUGCUCCCCCAGUCAUCCGCUUUAUUGAGCCCGACAGCCCGGCUGAGAGGUGUGGGUUGCUGCAGGUUGGAGACAGACUGUUGUCAAUUAAUGGGAUCCCAACUGAAGAUGGCACUUUGGAGGAAGCUCAUCAGCUGCUCAGAGACUCUGCUCUGGCUAACAAGGUCACAGUGGAGAUUGAGUUUGACGUUGCAGAGUCGGUGGUUCCCAGCAGCGGCACCUUCCACGUCAAGCUACCCAAGCGGAGAGGAGUGGAGCUGGGCAUCACCAUCAGCGCAAGUAAGAAACCUGGCAAACCCCUCAUCAUCUCUGACAUCAGAAAAGGAAGCAUAGCACACAGAACAGGCACUCUGGAGCCUGGAGACAGGCUGCUGGCCAUCGACACGGUGCGUCUGGAGAACUGCACGAUGGAGGACGCCAUGCACGUCCUGCAGCAGGCCGAGGACAUGGUCAAACUGCGAAUCCAGAAGGAUGAGGACAACAUCGAUGAGUUGGAGAUGUCUGGCUCCAUAAUCUACACCGUUGAGCUGAAGAGAUACAACGGGCCGCUGGGCAUCACGAUUUCUGGCACAGAGGAGCCCUUUGACCCCAUCGUCAUUUCUGGCCUCACCAAGAAAGGUCUGGCUGAGAGGACCGGAGCCAUCCACAUAGGAGACAGAGUCCUGGCCAUCAAUGGGGUCAGCCUGAAGGGAAAGCCGCUGAGCGAAGCCAUCCAUCUCCUGCAGAUGGCCGGGGAGUCCGUCACCCUCAAGAUCAAGAAACAAGCCGAUCAGUCUGACGGCCGCCAUCUUGACAGAGAAGUUGGGUUUUUAAGUGACACAGAGGAUGAACUGACAGACUCUCAGAAGACCAGUAAACACUCAGAGGUUUACUCUGCCAAUGUUCCCAGUAUAGACUCUGCCAUGAGCUCCUGGGACAGCUCGGGGUUCGAUGCCGGCUACGGUAGCCAAGGGACGUAUCUCCACAAAGCAUCCGACAUACUGCUUAAUCCAAACGAGUGGAGGCGCACAAAGCACAGGAGCCAAACCAGUUCCAGUUCUGCAGGCCUCGUCCACCACACAACGCUGUAUGAUGGGAGAUUUACUGAGGAUGAGUGGGACAAGAUACCUGGAUUCGUCAGCCCCCCUCGUUGCCAUGGCACCCUGAACCAGGAGGACAGCUUCUGGUCCCAGGCUCUGCAGGACCUCGAGACCUGCGGCCAGUCAGAGAUUCUCAGGGAGCUGGAGGCAUCCAUGACAGGUAGCGCUCUUAGUCUGUACCUAGAGGAGACCAAGACCAAUGAAGACUCAAUGUUUCACUCAGAAAUUAGUCCCAUCAAGAGAGAAGGAAGACACGGCGAGACUAAAAACAAAAGCAGCCUGAACAUGUCGACUGGCGCCAGAGACGUACCGUCCAGGGUCAAAGGGGAACCCUCUGACAUCUUGUCCCCUACAGCCCUGGCACUGCACAAGGUGACUAUCAGGAAGGACCUUGAGAGCCACGACUUUGGUUUCAGCGUAUCAGAUGGGCUCCUGGAAAAAGGGGUCUACGUGAACAUGAUCCGGCCGGAUGGCCCAGCUGACCAGGCCGGGUUAAAACCUUUUGACCGCAUUCUUCAGGUGAACCGUGUGAGGACCAGGGACUUGGACUGCUGUCUAACUGUGCCCCUAAUUAUGGAGGCCGGAGGCAGCCUGGACUUGGUCAUUAGCAGGAAUCCACUGGCAGCGGGCGACACAGAGCUGCCCAACAACUGUGACGACCCCUCAAGCUCACUGUUCUGCUUUUCCAACCACAGGACCAACAGCAUCGCCCUGUGA
Molecule: messenger RNA, 3495 nt
Organism: Stegastes partitus (bicolor damselfish)
Lineage: Eukaryota; Metazoa; Chordata; Actinopteri; Pomacentridae
Product: glutamate receptor-interacting protein 2-like
Exons: 24
Coding region: 241-3495 (1084 amino acids)
Biological process (GO): neurotransmitter receptor transport, endosome to postsynaptic membrane
Molecular function (GO): protein binding
Source: RefSeq, a predicted model, not a curated record